This is a messenger RNA of Salvia splendens (bonfire salvia), 1410 nucleotides long. RefSeq lists its product as uncharacterized. NCBI's taxonomy places the organism in Eukaryota, Viridiplantae, Streptophyta, Magnoliopsida, Lamiales, Lamiaceae. The transcript has a single exon. The record is from RefSeq and is a predicted model, not a curated record. The coding region runs from base 1 to 1410 and encodes 469 amino acids.
AUGGGAAGGUUGGAAGAGAGCAGUGAGAUGAUGGUCGACGCACCAGAGGAUACAAACGCCCCAAAGGACGUUGAAGAAGAGCCACCUCCGGAUCAUUCUGACCCUGUGCUUCCGAAUGAGGAACCCAAAAAUAAUAGUAAUAAGAAAGUAGGGCAGGAGAGCGUUGAGAGGAAUGAAGGAACGAGCCAUACCAUCAAGCGCACCAAGCCCUACCCGUAUAGAGGAGAGCCUAAGAGGCAGAAGGAGGACCCCACCGAUUUCCUUGAGAUUUUCAAAAAGCUUGAGAUUAAUCUUCCUUUCUUGGAAGCACUCAAGUUGCCACCCUUCAGUAGGUUUAUUAAAGAUUUCAUAGCUGGAAAGGCAAAGGCUGAUGGGAAGAUUGUGAUCGGGGAAAGCGUAUCAGCUGUGAUCCAGAAGAUACUUCCUUCGAAGAGGACUGAUCCUAGGAUGUUUACGUUACCCAUAGUCAUUGGGAACAUCAAUAUUGAGCAUGCGAUGUGUGAUCUGGGAGCCACAAUUAACGUAUUACCGUUCUCGGUCUACAAGAAACUGACAGGGGUUAGGUUAGUGGAAACCAAGGUAGUCAUUCAGCGGGCUGACCGCUCGUGUAUUAACCCUGAAGGAGUUCUGGAGAAUGUGAUCGUAAGGGUACACAAUUUUCUAUAUCCGGCAGACUUCCACAUGAUCAGAAUGAAUGAGUCAGAAACAGGGGAGUCGAGUGGAGUUCUAUUGGGCAGACCAUUCUUGAGGACAGCAAAGCCUAUUAUUGAUGUCUGUGAUGGCACGAUAUGUCUUGAUUACCAUGGCGAGAAGUUUACAUUUAACAUCAACGAAGUCAUGAAGAAACCGUUAGAUACGGAGAAUCGAAACUCCCUCGAUGUGAUCACGCCUUUGGUCCAUGAGUUUCUAGAAACUGAACUCUUGAAAGAGCAGCUUGAGUCUUCCGAGAUAGAUGAUGUUAUGGAAAGGGAGGUUGCGAACUGGUGCGAAACAUUAGCCACGCAGGAGAUGACUGAUGAAGAAAUUAACAUGGCUAUCAUGGGAUUCUGCAACAGGACAGACACUACCGGAUCAGGUGGCUCUGCUCAACUGAACAGUUUAAAAAGAGUGCGCAGCCUUGAAAAGUUGCCCGACUUGGGAAAACUUACAGAAAAAUUUAUGGAGAAAAAUCCGCUGCCACAAGAAGGAAUCACACCAAAAAAAGAGUUGAAGAAUUUACCCUCAGGUUUGAAGUACGUCUAUCUGGGAGAUAACGAGACAUUCUCUGUAAUUAUCAACAGCCGACUGACUAAGGAUCAAGAAGAAGGGCUGCUGGGAGUGUUAAGGAGGAAUCAAAAAGCCAUAGGCUGGACACUGUCAAAUUUGGUGGGGAUCAGCCCCAGACAUGUGUAUGCACCACAUUCGCCUUGA